UUAGGGUAUUAUUCUAAAAUUAGUAGCACUUCAACCGCGAUUUAUGAAAUUUCCAUAUAAGGACUAUUUUUAGAGAUUUUUCAUUAAUUUUUAAGUUAAAUUUAUACCAAACUCUAUAAUGUCACUCUCAAGAAAACGAUAUGAAUUAGAACAAACAUAUCCCUCUUUACCUAGAACGACCCGCGGUCAGAGCAUUGUUUUGGGAGGAGAUCCCAAGGGAAAAAACUUCCUUUAUACUUAUGGAAACAGUGUGAUUAUUCGUAAUAUUGAAGAACCUUCGAUAGUUGACAUAUACACUCAACAUUCCACCCAAACAACCGUCGCUAAAUAUUCGCCCAAUGGAAAUUAUAUAGCUUCUGCAGAUGCAUUUGGAAAAAUACGUAUCUGGGAUGCCAUAAAUCCUACCCACAUUCUUAAAAACGAGUUUCAACCAAUGUUCGGUGCUAUAAAAGACUUAUCCUGGUCUCCAGACAAUCAAAAGCUGGUUAUGGUGGGCGAAGGAAAAGAAAAGUUCGCCCACGUUAUGAGUGCCGAUACGGGUACCUCUCUGGGCGAAAUAAUAGGUCACUCUCGCCCUAUCAACUCGUGCGAUUACAGACCGAUUCGUCCUUUUAGAAUCAUAUCUGGUAGCGACGAAGGCAAUAUAGUCGUGCAUCAAGGACCCCCUUUCAAAUUUCAUUGCGCAAUUGAAGAACACAAAAAAUUUAUCUUUUGCGUACGGUACUCACCAAAUGGUAGCCAAUUUGCCUCCGCCUCAGCUGAUGGAAGGAUUUUGAUAUUUGAUAGCGAAACCUGCGAAAAGGUAGCAGAAUUGGGUUCCCCAGCUCACGGCGGCAGCGUUUACUCGAUAAGUUGGGACCCUAACGGAACUCAUAUACUCUCUUCUUCCGGCGAUAAGACUUCCAAGAUAUGGGACAUUAAUACUAAACAAAUGUCCAACUGCUUCAAGUUCGGAAACGAUGUUGACGAUAUGCAAGUGGGAAAUUUGUGGCAAGGCUUCCAUCUGCUAUCUGUUUCCUUGUCUGGUUAUAUAAAUUACUUGGAUCCGAAAGUGGCCGAACCAGUGAGAAUAUUACAGGGUCAUAACCGUCCCAUAACAGCCAUGUGCGUUACUCCAAACAAUACGUUCGUUACCGGCUCAGUUGAUGGGCAUGCAGUGCGCUGGAGCCUGGAGAAAGGAAAGGAUCCCAAGAGAUUUACUGGCCAUGCUCAUAAAAGCCAAGUUAAUAGUUUGGCUAUUAAAGACGAUACAUUGGUUUCAUGUAGUGUUGAUGAUACGGUUAAGUUUUCCGACAUUAGCAAAGCUCAAUGGGGUGAAAAAAGUGUUAAGUUAGAAUCACAACCUAAAUGCUUGGCCAUAGGCAAAAGUGGGAACGUGAUCGUGGCCUGUUACAAGAGUGUUACAUUUAUAGACGCCCAAGGAAAUGUGGAAACCAUAAUUCCUAAAACCUAUGAACCCUUAUCCGUGGCAAUUAAAUCUGAUGAUUCCAUCGUAGCUAUUGGGGCUUCUAAAGACCAAAAAUGCCACGUUUACAAGCUGACUAAGAGUGGGAAAGAUUACGUACUUGAAGCCCUGAUGGAAAUCCCGCAAACAGGAUCAGUCACAUCCGUAGAUUUCUCAUCUGACGGAACUUCUUUUGCUUCCUCUAAUGCCGAUAGAAGGGUCUUUUUGUACAACGUCAGCGAUUAUUCGAAAGCCAAUAUGUUCGACUGGUGUUUUCACACUUCCAGGGUCAAUUCUGUUAAAUUCUCCCCCGAUAAUAAGCACCUGGUUAGUGGUGGAACCGAUAGCAAUAUAAUGGUAUAUUUCAUGGACAACCACAUAACCGUUAUUCAAAUUUUAAGCGCUCAUCCUCUUAGCACAAUCAAUAAAGUUGAAUGGUUGAAAGAUGAUACUGUUAUAUCUGCGGGUCAUGAUGCAUGUUGCAAAGUUUGGAAAUUGUUUUAUGAUGCUACAUGAUUGGGUAUUAGUUUACCCAGAGAACGUUUGCUAAAUAUAUGAAUACUUAUAAAAAAUACAUAAAGCUUUAGUUAAAUUUUUAUAGUAUUAUGCCAAAAAUGAAUUUUUAAAGAAUUACUUCGCAUUAUUUAUCUAGCCAAUUUUGUAGUGAUUUUUUAUUUUAUUUAAUCCAAAAAACAUGAAAUUUAUUUUUGUAAUUAGUAGCAUAAAAACAUC
Molecule: messenger RNA, 2176 nt
Organism: Gordionus sp. m RMFG-2023
Lineage: Eukaryota; Metazoa; Nematomorpha; Gordioida; Chordodea; Parachordodidae
Product: actin-interacting protein 1-like
Exons: 16
Coding region: 119-1960 (613 amino acids)
Biological process (GO): locomotion; sarcomere organization; actin filament depolymerization
Cellular component (GO): cortical actin cytoskeleton
Molecular function (GO): actin filament binding
Source: RefSeq, a predicted model, not a curated record